GGGUCUCCCUCUCUCUCUCUCUCUCUCUCUCUCUCUCUGGCAGGUUUGCAUAGCUGAGGGUAUAAGCCGCUGUCUAUUUUUGGAAUUCAUAGUGGCCAUUUUUUCUCUCUUGGUAUUCUCCGCCUUUGUUUUGAUUUGGGUUUUUAGACCGAUAUGUGCUGUUUUAUUGAUGCCUGAUGGAGGUUUGUCCGAGCUGUGAGCAUCGUCUCGGGACAUUAAUAGCCGUGAUCGUGUAGAUUUUCGGCUCUCAAUGGAAGACAUCUUCCUACUCGCUGCGAGCGAAGGAGCGAAGCACAUUUCGCAUCUGUAUUCCCAUCGACGAGCGAGGGACCUUUCAUAAAUGAAGGUUUGAAAAAGGCAGCAGCCCACCGGGAGACAAGCCUGUCUGCCUGUAACGCUGGGGGUUUAUAUAGUAUCAGGGAGCGACCCGUUUUCACGCCCUGGACCCGGGACAGCUUGUGCUGGCGGUGUGGAAACCGAGCAGAACGGGUGGAAAGCGCCUUCACACUUUGACCGCAUUUGCACAGCAGCGAGGGGGGGUCAAGGUGUGCUACAUGGGUUUCACAAGAAGAGUCGAUUAAUCAGAAGGUUCAACUUCCUCCAGAAGUGAAACACUUUGUUCCCCUCAAAGCUCUUUGUCUAGACCAAUCAAAGAGCUUUUCCCACUUUCCCACUGCUGUCCCCUCCACCCUUCCUGUGUCCCACUGCUAACCCUCACGCAGGCAUCAUGGGUACGGUGCUGUCGCUGUCUCCCAGCUACCGCAAGGCAGUGCUGUUUGAGGAUGGCCCGGCCACGGUAGGCCACUACACAGCAGUCCAGAAUAGCAAGAACGCCAAGGAUGCUGCCGCAGCAGCCACAAAGUCCCUCAAACGCCCCUCUAUCAUCAAUGUGUUGCCAUGGAAACGCAUCGUGGCUGUAUCCGCAAAGAGAAAGGGCUCCAAGAAGCUGCAGUCAGACGGCGGGGACGGUGUGAAAGGGAGCUCUCCGGAUGGCCACGCCACUGCCACGGCCAACUCAGCCUCCAAUAGCCUGAAGCUGAAAAAGUCUCAGUCCUGCGCUAACCUUUCAUCUUACUCCUCAAGCCAGGACCCCUCGGCCACUGCCACCACUACCUCCUCCCACCUGCCCAUCUCCAAGACCCUGGCUAACGUAGCUACUGUCGUUGCCAAAAAGAAUUCCCUCACAGGCUCCGGGAUCCAGCCGUCUACUGCAACCGGCACGCCAAAACGUGUCAUUGUCCAGGCAUCCACCAGCGAACUAAUGCGCAGCCUGGGUGAGUUCCUGUGCCGUCGGUGUUACCGACUGAAGCGUCUAUCCCCAACAGAUCCGGUGCUGUGGCUGCGCAGCGUGGAUCGUUCCCUCCUUCUACAGGGCUGGCAGGAUCAGGGCUUCAUCACUCCGGCCAAUGUGGUCUUUCUCUACAUGCUGUGCCGCGAUGUGGUCUCGUCUGAGGUGGCCUCAGAGCGCGAGCUGCAGGCCUCACUGCUCACCUGCCUCUACCUGUCCUACUCUUACAUGGGCAACGAGAUCUCCUACCCGCUGAAGCCCUUCCUGGUCGAGGCGGAGAAGGAAGCCUUCUGGGACCGCUGCCUGGAGAUCAUCAACCGCAUGAGCGGCAAGAUGCUCCAGAUCAACACCGAUCCGCACUUCUUCACCCAGGUGUUUGCUGACCUGAAGAACGAGAGCAAGAAAGAGGAGGAGAAGACCAAACUCCUCAUAGGCCUUGACCGAUAAGAGGGAGCUGGGAGGGGGGGAAGGAGAUACAUUGAAAGAUUGAUGGAGUUAAUAGGUUGAGGAAGGGUGGACUAAUGUAAUGCAGUGUAGCGAUACUGGGGAACAGUACUGUUGUCUGGCGUCUCUACUGGUUUAUCAUUAACCUAAUUUCCUGUUUCUAACCCAAAACAAAGACACAGCGUUUAAAUCAUUUGAGUUGGGUAAUGAGCCACCUAAACAUUAACAGGCUUUCAGACAGAGGUAGUAACUGCGGUGUCUCGCCUGAAGGCAGUAAUUGGCCCAUAGGGGACUUUUACCACAACAAAGCAGAUAAAAUCUGGGUUGCUGUGGUGCUGUCCAAACCAUCAGCCACAUUGUUUGACGUGAUUGGAUCUGAUAAGAUUCUUAAGACUGACAGGGUACUUGUUGGUAUCCAACGCCUGGGUCACUUGUCUCAGGUCGUGACAAUAACAAGCUUUAAGGCUUUAAGGAGAUAUGAUCAUUAGUUUUUCAAGAACAACAUAACUGACAACACAGAUGAGGGAAGCUAUGUUUUAUCAAAUGCCUGGACAGCAGGGGUCGGUGAUGUGACAUUAACAGGCUGUGAGAAAGCGAUACCUAUCAUUUUUAUCGUUUGCCUCUGGCCCAGAGACACGCAUCAGUCUGACCUGUACCUUGUUUCAGUGAGAUAAGAAAUGAAAUCUGAUAUUCCCGUUGAAGUAUUUUUGAUAAACAUAAGUUUAGAAAUGCCAGACAACACACAUUUACAAAUUAAGGGUGAAUAUUAUAAAUAUGAAGAUACAGGAUAUUGAUACAAUGAUACUGUGUGAUAGCAUCCAGGCAUUUUCGCUAUAGAGAAAUGUCAGGGUAAUGAAAAACGAGAACCACCUUGCAUGAGGUCACUUCAUAUGUCCUUGCACAUGACCACCUGCUUAUUGCCAACUCUACUUUACCUUAUUCCUAUUGUCCUGCCCAAGCUUGUUGCACUCACCAACACUGGCUGCAAGGUCCACUGUUGAAAAUUUAAGAGCAUUAAAUAACACCAUAACAUGGAUGAGCUAGAAUCAACCACAACACAGCUCGUCUGCAAACGUCUCGGACUGUGAAAUUUAAGUCGCUAUUUGGCUUAAUUGUACUGUAGUAGAUUAAUUAAUCUGCAUUUUACAUAAAGUACUGUACUUUUAGGGGAAAAUUUGGGUUUAUACAGUCAAAUCUGCUAUGAAUUGGGAGAUCAGUUAUUAAUUUUAAACAGUAAGAAAUGCUCAUUUCUUCAGCACAGAUUAAUAAUCAUUAUACAAACCCUUCUGUAAGCUGUUUACAUUUACAAAAAACAUGUGAAAAUGCAAUACUGACCCCUCCAGGGCAUAUUUUACACCGGGAAUUAUUUCAUUCCUUCCUGUUCCCCUGCACUUUCUCCUGCAGUCCAUAUUGGUGCUGUCCUGAAUGACCAUAAGAAAAUGUUUUACUGAAAGAAAGAAAGAAAGAAAGAAAGAAAGAAAGAAGAAAAGAAAGAAAGAAAGAAAGAAAGAAAGAGAUUUCUGUUUUAAAACACUGCACUCAUGUUGUUUGCUUCAUACUGUAUUAAUGAUUGGUGGAGCUGGGUCGUGGAGGACAUGUUCAGAGAGUAGAUCAUGUGCUCUGUCUCACCAAUGGCUACACACAUCAAAAUGAAAGAAAAUGUGAUUAUAUUCCAGGUGUGUGUGGCAGAUGCUACGUUAAGUGUAGAUGUGACUUUGCUUUCAAAACAACGCUUUGAUGUUGCUGUCGCCACUCGGCUCAAGGGACCUCCUCUGCUGUUUGAAGUGCCCCCUUUCUCCUCUGUCCUCCGCUCAUUACUCUUCACACCAACCCGACAAACUAAAACAACUCAGAUUCUCUCUCUCUGUCCAUCUCCUCCAGUCCGGUGUGAACCGGUCCUGUCCUGUCUGGUGCGGUCCAGUCCAAUCCAGUUGUCCCAUAUUUAGAGACUCUCUGGUCUGCUGACCUGGCUUACUUAUUCAUUGAGUUGUUUGACAUGCAUGUGUGCUUCUAUAGGUUUCCUAGCAUGCUGCUUUGUGUUGGGCACGCCGCACUACAUGUUACAGAAGAGACUGAGCGGUCGCCACGCUGAACUGCUGGAAGCUAGACUCAGUGAUGUGACAUCCAGGCGACUCGGCACAAGGACUCGCUAAUGAAGAAAAUGUGUGAAAAGCUAGUUGUGUACAUACAUCGAUAAAGGCAGGUCCAAGCAUUGGUACCUCAUCGGGAUUUUCGCUGUUCUUGGUUCCAUGGUGCUUAAGGGCCUAAAAGACCACUUUCAAGAUUAAAUAGUUCUCCCUUUCAGAAACCAGUUAUAGCCUAGGUGGGCUUCAAAAAACUCCAAAAUCCAUGCAAGUUUGGAUCAGUUUGAGUGGUUAUUUAAAGGGAAACUUUGCCGAUUUUCAACCAGCUUUGUAACAUUACAAUGUGGGUAGUAUAUGCAAAAGAACAAUGGUUAACUUCCCUCCAUGUUGCCUGCACCCAGAGCUCCCCGUUCAUUUCGCGCCAUCCGGCGGACUUUUGACAGCUCUAGGGCAGUCGUUCGAACUACAGAUUGUACUUCCGCAUUUUUUGUAUGUAUCCUGUCCAAAAUCAACUGGCUAGAACAGUGAAGCAGACCACUAGCAGAAGGCAAUGUUCCUGUAGAUAGGGAAGAAAACUAUUUUAAUAGUGUAAUGCUGGAAUCAGACAUUCAGGGCUACUUAUAUCAGCCAGAACACAGUGCGGAGGAAUUACGGUGUAUGGAAGAGGAAGAGGUUUCGAGCACCGCCAGCCGAUGAGGAUAGCGGCGAAGAGCUGCCCCGUGCCAGGGACAACUGGUGGUGCCGCUAAAUGUGCACCAAUGGAAACAGAAGUGGAGUCGCUGUGCGUUACACCAAAGCUUUGGGCCACAUAUGGACAGGGGAGUUCUUGAGACAUACUUCAGGAUCCCGAAAAGAAACUGGAAAAAACAACCAAAGCCAUCUUGGCGAAACGAACGUCUGAGCACAGAGUAAGCGCAAUAGCGACAGUGAUAUGUUACUAGCUCUGCAACAUUACAGUGUGAAAACAUACAAUACAAGUUUUUAUGAAGCACAUAACCACUGUCCCAGUUUGUUACCCGGCAGUGCUAUCAAAGUUUAGCCAGUGGGGCGAAUGGACGUCUGAGCAUAGAGUAUGGCUGUAUCAUCAAAUCAAGUGUUGCGGCGAUUAGCACAGGGUUGUGCGGGGGUGUGGGCAUGUUUAUUGUCAUUUAGAACGUAACCACGUAAUUCACUGGCUUUCUCGCUACCACCGCUCCCUCUCUUCUUUCACUCUCUAGCUUGCUCGACCACCGCUGCUCUCUCUCUCUCUCUCUCUCUCUCUCUCUCUCUCUCUCUUUCAAACAAACAAAUGGACAAUAUAUAAAAACCAAUGCAAUAGCGACAGUGUUUUGUUACUAGCAAGGCAACGUUACAGUGUGAAAACAUACAAUACACGUUUUUAUGAGGUUUAGCACAUACACUGCCCCAGUUUGUUAGCCGGCGGUGCUAUCAGAGUUUAGCCUAACGUUAGUAGCUCUGACCAGCUGUUUGUAGGAGUUUGGGAAGGUUGUGAGUGGGAGUGGCCUUGGAAGGCAAUGGGCCCAGUGCAUUCUGGUUGUUGUAGGUUUUCUACCUUUUGAGCAAAAGGGAAUAUCACAGCUCUUUUUCUCUGUUUUCUCUGGUCAUGUAGCACCAAUUGCAAAGAUAUUUGCAUCUUUCUACUGCAUAGACAGCCCAGUUUUAUGAAAAUACCAUCUUUCUAUCAGUGAAAUAUCCCUUUAAGGGGUACUCCAGGGAUUCAGUAUUGCUGUUCAAAAAAGUAGGGGGCUUUACAAGAGACAUAUUUUAAAAAGAAUGGUCAAAAUCGAAGCAGCAGAUGUCAAGAUAUCCUGACUUUUAGUUUCUUGUAUGGCUAAGCUCCAAAAAUGCUGGAUCCUAUACUUGCCAUAAUGCAAGUGGCUAGCAUCUACAUGCCCCAUUCUUUCAAACCCCAAACCUCCAGUUUGUAACACAGGCUUUCUGUUCAAACUUUUAAGUCUCAAGCCCAAACAGAGAUUGCACUGAUGACAUCAUCAGGAUUAUUUUUUCAAACUUUGGAAAGCUCCCUCCAGACCCAUUGAAGACAACUGAAUUCAAAGGAGUGCCUCAAGAGAUUCUUUGCCUUGAUGAUGUCACAUCACUAAGUCUAACCGAAGCCAACAAACUGUCUACAAUUUUAGAAAAUAUCUGCCUUCUCAAACAGGGCAGAGAUCUUGUGCCAUAUCAUUCUAAAGACUCAUUAUUUCAUACAGAAAACAACAAAACACAAAGAAACAUGAGCCAAUUAAAAGUCUGACUGAUGAACAAGAAAGACUACAAAGGAAUCAUGAAUAAGCUUUUUCACGAUGUUGCUACGUCAUGUAUCAGAGAUGUGGAUCAGAAAAGAGGAACUUUGUUCAGAUGGCAAGGACGUGUGAAGUUUCAUGUGUCACUUUGCAAAAUGUAAGCCAAAAUUGGAGUCAUCCAAAGCUGGAGCAUUCCGCAUUCUGUUAGUGAAUUUAUAAUUUGUGAAAACUGAUACUUGGCCUGCUCCUUGAUAUGAUGAUAAACUGAAAUAACAGUUCCCUAUUUACUUAAAAACAAACCAUGGGGAAUGGGAUUUUAAAAACUUGUUAACAAAUCAGAAUGUCAUGCCUGUUUCCAGACUGGGUGUCUCCACGAUGCAGGUGAUGUUUUAACUCUGGUUUAGUGUUUGGAUGAUAACUGACUGGGCUACAGUAAGUACCAUGCUGUAAAAAUAAUGUAGCCUUGAUGCAGAGUCAGACCUCAUGAGACAAAUAUGCACAUGAAGACUGAAUCCAUGGCAAACAAGCUUGUUUACACGUCCUUCCUCCGAGCUGUUUCUGAUGGGUUGAGCAGUAUACAAGUAGCAUUUCUCUGAAUGGCAUUUCCAAGACAACUGUAGAAUAAUCUUUUUUUUUUGUUUGUUAAUUUGUUGUACUUUAAACUGCAAGUAGUAGGUUUGGUGGGAAUUAUAUCCCAACAGCUUAAUGGGUAAAAGACGAUGUUCAAAGGUGGCAAAUCUGCCUUUCCAUGACAAGACAUUUGGUGAACUGAAAGAAGGCACAGUGAACAUAAAUUUGUGUUUUUCUACAAUGCAAUGAUUUGAUUAUCACCCAGAUUUAGUAGAGAACUGUUACCUGAUGUGGAUUCUUUGUGGUAAAUCUUCAGGUUUAAUUGACCGUUCGCUAAGCCUUGCCACCGUCAGUUACUGUUGCUACACCUGUCAAGAUUUCUGUUUUAACACGGCAUGCAGUUUACAAUGAUAACAUUGGCAGAUUUGUGAAGAAUGAAACAAUGGGUCUUCGAUUUCGAUUUCAGCAAUGGUUGAAUUUGCCAGCUAAAAUGAUAACUGUCCUUGGCAGAUUUCAUUAGCUGUAGCUAGCUAAUUAAGCUAAUGUUAGCUCAAUGAGUAAGCUGACUUUUUUCCAGCUGACUCUGACUUUAAAAUGAUGCUCUUAAAUAUGCACUUGAUGGCUACAUACACAAUAUCGUGCAAAAAGACUGAGGCUAAAGCUAACAGGUGCCGGGCAAAAAGUCAGUAUUCUCAUUAGUUAUGAUCCAUGUAGAAGACAUGAAAAUAAAGAAACAGUAUUGUUAGUCCUAGCAAAGCCUGGCUACAAUUUCUAGCUAAUAAGCUAGUUAGCCACUCUCACUGUUAAUUCCAUUCCUUGCACUUUUUGGUUUUGGUUUGGAAAGACUAAGAAAGAAAUGAAAAAUGUAAAUGAAAGUAAAUGGCAAGUAUCUUUAUCAUUAAUAUGUACAUCACUUCGGCAUGUAAGGAAAUCCAAAGCUUGACAGGCCUGCUGUGCCUAGUUACAGUUGCCAAGGUGAUUAAACAAACACUGUUCGAGGGAGGGAUUUAGUGAACGGGCAAUUCUACUAUUUCUAUUCAAUUUAAAUUUGACACCCAAUCCUAUAGAAAACACACACACACACACUCAAGAGUAUUAUAUUUUGAUUAUUCAAUGCCAUGUGGAUGUCAGCUUUUGACAAGCAAGAGGAGAGAUGUUUUUCUCUGUGAAACAAAAGAACUGAGGAGCAAAAAAGGUCCCUAUUUUGCUUCCAUCUGCUGCGGUCCUUCCAACUGUCCAGGGACAAUAAAAAAGAGACAAGGAAGCCAGGAAAGGAGGCGAGGAAAGGAACCUUUCUGAAUGAACCUUUUUCUAGAAUUAGAGAGAGAAGUAUGGGUUGUCUACACCUUCUCCUAUACAUGCUCUCGUCAUUGAUCAACUCGUGCCAUAUUUUAUCUUGCAACACGUACAAGACAAAAAUCCGUGUAACAUUAUGAAGCUUAUGAUAAUGAUGAUGAAGUUAUUAUGGUUUUCCUUCCUUUUCAUUUGUGAAUCAUAUUGUGUAAACAAGAAUCUUUGUUGAACAAAAGUCAAGGCUACUAGUGUUACUAGAGUGCUGAUGCUGCAGUCUGUUACUAUGUGUGUAUGAAUAUGUAUGUGAGAAAUAGGAAUAAUUUGAUUAACUGUUACAGGUACUUUAUAUAAAAAAAAACCUUUACAAG
Molecule: messenger RNA, 8290 nt
Organism: Siniperca chuatsi (mandarin fish)
Lineage: Eukaryota; Metazoa; Chordata; Actinopteri; Centrarchiformes; Sinipercidae
Product: cyclin-dependent kinase 5 activator 1-like
Exons: 3
Coding region: 728-1735 (335 amino acids)
Biological process (GO): positive regulation of cyclin-dependent protein serine/threonine kinase activity; activation of protein kinase activity; brain development
Cellular component (GO): cytoplasm; protein kinase 5 complex
Molecular function (GO): protein kinase binding; cyclin-dependent protein serine/threonine kinase activator activity
Source: RefSeq, a predicted model, not a curated record